GAUAAAGAUGAUUUUAAUUACAUCGCACAAAUCCCUUUAUACUGCAACCAAACUCUGGGCAGGCUGGCUGCCUCUGAGCCCUUCUGGCAUGUGGAGAGUUAACCAGGUUACCGGAUUCCUAGUCAACUUCUCUCACCAGGAAUGCAAGCCAUGUUUACCUAUAUAAGGAAACCUGUUCGGCUGACCUGAGUUUGGCGGAUUUCUGUGCUGCCUGGAGAGGCGAGGCGUGUGAGCACAGAGCCUGCGGAGGGGGAGUGAUCCGAGCUGGACAGAGCAAGCUUCCUGCACGCCUCAGCCAUUCAGCUGCUCCGAGGCGGGCUGCCCGGAGGACCUACGGGUUUGCCUCUUCCCGAUCACAGUUGAGGAGCCAAAGCCCCGUCCUGGGAAAAAAAAAAAUGGGGAAAUCGAUAGCUGAUCAGCUUCCUGGGAUUUUGCUGAUGACACAGGAGAGCUUUGCCUGAAGAUGGAAACACUGGAGUCGGAGCUGACCUGCCCUAUUUGUCUAGAGCUCUUCGAGGACCCUCUCCUGCUGCCCUGCGCACACAGCCUCUGCUUCAACUGCGCCCACCGCAUCCUGGUGUCCCACUGUGCCACCAACGAGUCCGUAGAAUCCAUCACCGCCUUCCAGUGCCCCACCUGCAGGCAUGUCAUCACGCUCAGCCAGCGAGGUCUAGACGGGCUCAAGCGCAACGUCACCCUGCAGAACAUCAUCGACAGGUUCCAGAAAGCCUCCGUGAGUGGACCCAACUCCCCCAGCGAAACUCGCCGAGAGCGCGCCUUCGACGCCAACACCAUGACCUCUGCCGAGAAAGUUCUCUGCCAGUUCUGUGACCAGGAGCCUGCCCAGGACGCGGUGAAAACCUGUGUCACUUGUGAAGUGUCCUACUGUGACGAGUGCCUGAAAGCCACUCACCCCAACAAGAAGCCCUUCACGGGCCACCGGCUGAUUGAGCCAAUUCCGGACUCGCACAUCCGGGGGCUGAUGUGCCUGGAGCACGAGGAUGAGAAGGUGAAUAUGUACUGUGUGACCGAUGACCAGUUAAUCUGUGCCUUGUGUAAACUGGUUGGGCGGCACCGAGACCAUCAGGUGGCAGCUUUGAGUGAGCGCUAUGACAAAUUGAAGCAAAACUUAGAGAGUAACCUCACCAACCUUAUUAAGAGGAACACGGAGCUGGAGACCCUUUUGGCCAAACUCAUCCAAACCUGUCAACAUGUGGAGGUUAAUGCAUCUCGUCAAGAGGCCAAAUUAGUGGAGGAAUGUGAUCUUCUCAUUGAGAUCAUCCAGCAAAGACGACAAAUCAUUGGAACCAAGAUCAAAGAAGGGAAGGUGAUGAGACUUCGCAAACUGGCUCAGCAGAUCGCAAACUGCAAACAGUGCAUCGAGCGCUCAGCUUCCCUCAUCUCCCAAGCGGAGCACUCUCUGAAGGAGAACGACCACGCACGAUUCCUACAGACAGCGAAGAACAUUACCGAGAGGGUCUCCAUGGCAACUGCAUCCUCCCAGGUCUUAAUUCCUGAAAUCAACCUCAACGACACAUUUGACACCUUUGCCUUAGAUUUUUCCCGAGAGAAGAAGCUGCUAGAAUGUUUGGAUUACCUUACAGCUCCCAACCCUCCAACAAUUCGAGAAGAGCUUUGCACAGCGUCCUAUGACACCAUCACUGUUCACUGGACCUCUGACGAUGAAUUCAGUGUGCUUUCUUACGAACUUCAGUACACUAUCUUCACCGGACAAGCCAAUGUUGUCAGCCUGUGCAACUCGGCUGACAGCUGGAUGAUCGUACCCAACAUCAAACAGAACCACUACACGGUGCAUGGCCUGCAGAGUGGCACCAAAUACAUCUUCGUGGUCAAGGCCAUCAACCAGGCAGGCAGUCGUAGCAGCGAGCCUGGCAAGCUGAAGACAAAUAGCCAACCUUUUAAACUGGACCCCAAGUCUGCACAUCGAAAGCUCAAGGUGUCCCACGACAACUUGACCGUAGAACGUGAUGAGUCUUCUUCCAAGAAGAGUCACACACCCGAACGCUUCACCAGCCAGGGGAGCUACGGCGUGGCUGGCAAUGUGUUCAUUGACAGUGGUCGCCACUACUGGGAAGUGGUCAUCAGCGGAAGCACAUGGUAUGCCAUUGGGCUCGCCUACAAAUCAGCCCCGAAGCAUGAGUGGAUUGGGAAGAACUCUGCUUCCUGGGCCCUGUGCCGCUGUCACAACAAUUGGGUGGUGCGACACAACAGCAAGGAAAUCCCCAUCGAGCCUGCUCCGCAUCUCCGCCGUGUCGGCAUCCUGCUGGACUACGAUAACGGCUCCAUUGCCUUCUAUGAUGCUUUGAACUCCAUCCACCUCUACACUUUCGACAUCACCUUCUCACAGCCUGUGUGCCCCACCUUCACUGUGUGGAACAAAUGUCUGACCAUUAUCACAGGCCUCCCCAUUCCUGACCACCUGGACUGCACAGAGCAGUUGCCCUAAGCACCAGCAGCAUGGAAACACUUCCAGGCAAUCAGAAGGCUUGUGGCCACCAUUUGGGGGGGACAGAGAAAGCCCAGAUUUCCCAAGUGUGAUUCACUCUUGUCCCCAAAGUGGCCAGAAAUUGGCCAAGAUCGGAUUCCAAUUGGGCAAUCUCCUCUCCCGACACUUUUAUGGUGUUGUUUUUUUUUUUGUUUCAAGUGCAGGCAUUCGCCAUUUCUUCACAUUUUGGGUUUCUAGCUACAGGAAAAUUUCUAGAUUAUUUAUAGAAGAAACAUAACUGAAAUUACAACACUUGGGAAUUAUUUGGGGUUUCACACAUCUAGAGUGUACUGGCUCUUUACAACUUUAAUUUCAACACAGUCUAUGGACUUGAGAAAAAAAAGUCUGGGAGCUUUGUAUGCUUACUCACCUUGUCACAUCCUAGCUCAUGCUGAUCCCACGGGAGGUCCUUGUCCCCUUAGUAGUAAAUAGCAGAAUCCACCACUAUUUGAAAAUGGAAAAAAAAAAAAAAAGUUUUGAACCUAGUAGGGAAGUAAAUGGUUUCUCUUCCUCUGGUUUGUUUUGAAGUGUUUUUAACUGAUGUCAGAAACUUUUAUUAGGUCAGCUAGAAUGGAAAGAAAAAGAAAAGAAUUGAUUUUGGGGCUUGGAAGCCACUGGAGCUGCGGCUUUACUUGCCCUCUGGUGUCACGUGGGAAAGUGCUGGGAAGAAAGGGCUCAGAAACUCCUGGCCAUGUUGUGCUCUGCUUUUCCCAGGAGUGCAGAUUCUGAGAGAACAUUCAAAAUGACUGCAGUUGAGUCCUACUGAUUCUUCACAACUGUGUUUUCU
This is a messenger RNA of Erinaceus europaeus (western European hedgehog), 3293 nucleotides long. It is a transcript of the gene MID1, whose product is annotated as midline 1. Bases 464 to 2467 code for a protein of 667 amino acids. The transcript is spliced from 10 exons. The record is from RefSeq and is a predicted model, not a curated record. Gene Ontology annotation, molecular function: protein binding; zinc ion binding. Lineage: Eukaryota; Metazoa; Chordata; Mammalia; Eulipotyphla; Erinaceidae.